AAAACGAGGGCGAUUCAGCAUGGCUUACUAAACUGUCAUGGCCACCAUUCCCAGUGAGGAAGUUACUGCAUCAAGCAAUGCCCAGGAUGAAGUUGAAAUAUCGCCUAACUGGGCCUUACAUGGAUGGAACCUACUGAAACGAAAUGACAAAUACUCACCUUUGCCUGGAGAUCUUAAAGAUAAGAUUACAUAUAAGAUAAUUAGUGAUGCUAGAGAUUUGAUAUAUGAUAAAGGGUUGGUUCACAAAACACCUGUUAUAGAUGGAAGGUAUUUGCUUGGACCAGGAACAAAGAAUAUAAUGCAGCUGGUUAGAGGCUUUGAAAUGAAAUGUGAAAACAUGCAGUGUAGUGGCUCCUUUAAAAUGAGAGGUGCAUCCUACCAGUUCUCACAAAUUGAGGAUAUUUCUGAAGAAUGUUUGAUCACUAUAUCAGCUGGAAAUUAUGGAACAUCAUUCGCAACUCUAGCUAAAGAACUUGGUGUUGCUCAACAAGCGUAUGUUUACAUGCCAAAAACUGUACCACUUACAAGAAAACAGCGAAUUGAGGCAUUUGGUGUCAGUGUCAACUGUAAUUACCCUCAAGAAAGUUUAAUGGAUGGAAUUAGUGAAAAACAGAGGUUGUUAAGGAAGAGUGGAAUGAAUAGCAAUUUCUUGCACCCAUUUGAUGACAUCAAUGUGAUUAUAGGUCAUGGAAGUGCUGGCCUUGAGCUUUUGGAACAAGUCCCAGAUGCUGACAUUGUUCUAGUCUGUUGUGGAGGAGGUGGAUUUUUGGCUGGAGUAACAGCAGCAAUUAGGUUGUCUGGCAACAAGAAAACCAAGGUUUAUGGCGUUGAGCAUACCAUCUCAUGUACCAUGUUUGACAGCUUACAUAGCAACAAAAUUGCCCACAUGAUGGAAAACCCUUCAAAGACAAUCUGCCAUGGAAUUUCUGCUCCAUUCACAGGUCAAAUACCCUUCAAGAUUUUCCGAGCCCUUGGGGAUGGGGUUAUAAAGAUCACUGAAGAAGAAGCAUUAGGGGCAGUUAAGCUUCUCUACAAAGUGGGUUUGGUAGUGGAGCCCUCUGGUGCAGCAGCAGUUGCAGCAGUGCUGUCAAACAAAGUUCCUGACAUCGAAGGUAAGAAAGUUGUGGCUUUUAUCACAGGUGGAAAUGUGACCCCUGAAGAGCUCACUAAAUGUGGAGUGUAAAAUAGAUUUGGAACAUUGAAUAGCAGAACUGAUCUUAGGGAUUCUAAACAUGUGUGUUUCUAGUCUUUAGUCAUUUCAUUUGAUUUCCUUUUUAUCAUAUUCAGUCAAGCCUGUUAAAAUUCCACUUCUAAAAUUUAAUUGUCUAUGUAAAGCAACCUCCACCUCCAGUAAAAAUUCCUUCAAAAUCAAACCUCAACUUUCCUUCAUACUCUUUCUGUCUCAUCUAUGAUUAUAAUUAACUAAUUAAUUAGUUACGAUAAUUAAGGUUCCUGUAAAGCCACCUUGAUUUACAUUCACAUGACCAUUUUUUAUCAUUUGGUAAAUUUUUAUGUAAGUAAGGCAACCAACAAAUUCCAUACAUGUUAGACUAUUUUUACAGGUUUGGCUACAUUUUCUCAAAGCUGUGUAGGUCAUGAUUCUUAAUUGUAAUACAACUGGUUUCGUAUCAAAUAUGAAACUUUGAAGUAAUUCAUAAAAUUAGAAAUAAAGGGUAUUUUAUCAAAAAGAUAAUCAUAGAUGUUUUACAUUUUCUGGCAAUAUAUAAUUGGUAAUGGUAAUAGGGUUUUCGCAACAAUUUAUGAAAUUGAGUACUGGUGAUUUAUCAAUGAGAUUUUUCUUAAUGACAUAAUUUUCCUGAAAGUGAUGUCAGAAAGCACAACAUUAUCUAUUUGCAUUUUGUAUGCUGAUGUGAGACUGACAACUUGUUUUAAGAUAAGAAGUAGCUUAAAUAGCUUAAGUUGUCAGUAAGAAGUAGCUUAAAUAAAUUUUGCUACACAAUGAAGGCAAAAUACACGUUCCUCUAAUUAAAAAGGGCAGAUGUGUAUUAACUGGGCAACAGUCACUUUCUUAAGAUGCCGGAUAUGAUAGUAUUUGUUUUACCUGCAGGAUUUGCCAAGUGUAGUAUCCACCCCCCUCCCAAACUAAGUGUUUAGCCACAAAACAAUGCAUCAAUGUGUGUAUCAAUUCCAAAAUAUGAAAUGGAAUAUAUGGAAUAUAUGAAAAACUGCUUAUCCACAUCACUGCACAAUCAAAACUAGUUGUAUGCAAAUGGGUAAUAAUACUAAAGGGUAAAACACACAAAACUCACUAAACUUUGCACUUUAGGGGGAUUUAAUUGCUAAUGCUUUUAAUAUUUGGAAAUGCCCCCCCCCCAUGAAUACCCAUGCAAAGUUAAUUUGUUUGAAAGAGAUCUGAUAUUUGUUUGAAGCCAAAACUUAGCAAAGUAACUUCAAACAUGAUAUUAACUAGUUAUUUGACCAGGCAACACUGCCUCUUUGUUUCUAUGCAUGGGUAGUAGUGCUGGCAAUUGAUAUAAGAACAAUAACCUACAAAAAACAUGUUAGCCAGCAACCCAACAUCAUGAUUAAUAAGAAACAAAAUAUGUAUUGGGAUAACUGAUACAAAAAAUUUCAACAUUCUGAAUAUUUACCAACAAAACUCUUGGACUGCUUUGCUGCUGCUUGGAACACCAAAAUUAGUGU
Rhopilema esculentum is the source of this 2664-nucleotide messenger RNA. Its product is annotated as serine racemase. The record is from RefSeq and is a predicted model, not a curated record. Gene Ontology annotation, molecular function: L-serine ammonia-lyase activity; threonine deaminase activity. NCBI's taxonomy places the organism in Eukaryota, Metazoa, Cnidaria, Scyphozoa, Rhizostomeae, Rhizostomatidae. Gene Ontology annotation, biological process: L-threonine catabolic process; L-serine catabolic process.